Messenger RNA from Rhopalosiphum padi (bird cherry-oat aphid), 4262 nucleotides. RefSeq names its product Kv channel-interacting protein 1-like. The record is from RefSeq and is a predicted model, not a curated record. Gene Ontology annotation, molecular function: calcium ion binding. The coding region runs from base 426 to 1385 and encodes 319 amino acids. The transcript is spliced from 9 exons. Lineage: Eukaryota; Metazoa; Arthropoda; Insecta; Hemiptera; Aphididae.
ACCACCGGGUCGGAUGUUAGAGCAGCUCGGUGCGCUCUCAGGUUAGAAGAGAUUAUAUUCUCGUAACGUCGCGCCGAUCACGUAUCACACGCCAGUGGUAAUGCGAUUCGUCGCGGUCGAAUAAUAUUUAACGUAAUAAUAUUAUCAUAAUCAUAACAUUGUUGUAUCGGAAAGGAGCAGACACCCGACGGUGACGUUUCGACAGUUUCUGUAACGAGAGUUCGUAGCAGUGCGAGGGUAUUGUUGCUCGGACUCGGAAGAUCUUUAUGCAUUAUUUCAUCUAACCUUCAAUAAUAAAAUAAAGAUAUGCUUUAAAUAUCAGAUUACAAGAAUUUAACGUGAAACACACUCUUUAAACUAAAGGCCGUGUGCGAUGAACGAAUGAUUUUGUCGCGGCGUACGACUACUACGUCAGCAGUGCCAUCAUGUACAGCGUGGUAGCGCAUCAAAAUUACGGCCGAGAACGGCGGGACAACCGGCAACAGACGCAACAGCACCAGCACGGGUCGACGUCGCAACAGCACCACCACCACCAUCAUCACCAUCACAGCCACCACCACAACCAAAACCAUCAUCAUGGUCAGCAAGCGGGUGGCGCAGGAUCCGACGGCUGUGGCGGUGGAGGCGGUGGCGUGGGAACUAGUGGUGGCCCUUGCGGUGACGGUUCGUCGCGGCAACAAGCUCAACAACACCACCAUCACCAGGAAGGCAGGAAACGGUCGCAGAGGCACCGGAAUCUGUCGAUAACCGGACGUUUCUUGAACUACAUCAAGCGCAGGUUCAACCCGGUACAAGAAGAAGAUAUUGAUGAGUUCAAUAUACACGUAUCGAGGUACAGACCAGAAGAGUUAACAAAGCUCACAAAAAUCACCAAGUUCAAUAAAAAAGAAAUCCAACUAAUUUAUAGAGGUUUUAAACAGGAGUGUCCUACUGGUAUGGUAGAUGAAGAUUCGUUCAAGCACAUAUUUUCACAAUUUUUUCCCCAAGGUGAUGCCUCACAAUAUGCCCAAUAUGUGUUCAAUACAAUCAAGAGAAAUCAAACUGGAAAAAUUAGUUUCGAGGAUUUUUUGGCCAUAUUGUCCAAAGUUUCUCGAGGAAGUGUUCAAGAGAAACUUCAUUGGAUUUUUGGUUUGUACGAUCUCAAUAAAGACGGAGUUAUAACAAAAAAAGAAAUGCAAGACGUAGUACAUUCCAUUUAUAGCAUGCUAGGGAGACAUACUGACCCACAAGUAGAUGACCAAUCUGCAAAAGACCAUGUUGACCGAAUUUUUCAUUUAAUUGACAAAAACAAUGACGGUAAUGUGACAUUGGAUGAGUUGAUCGAAUGGUGCAGCCGGGACGAAGGAAUACUCCAGUCGCUAGAUACAUUGGACACUGUUUUGUGAAACGAGCCACGCUCGUCCGACGUGCGCGUAGGCACGAGAGACCGGGCGAGCCUAUUCAAUUGGUAGACAGACGAAAUAAACUUAUGUGGUGGCUGGUGACGAGAAAGAAUAAAAUUUAAAAAAAAAAAAAACAAAAAAACAAUAAACAAUAUCGAAAAACUCCGCUAGACGCCUGCCGUGAUCAUCGACCCCUUUUUGGCUUUUUGAAAGGAGAAACUUGUUGACGUAACUUAUUAAUAAAUUGUUGUAUAGUAUUUAAAUUGUAUCACUACUUUCUAUAUGUAUACUCAAUACUAAUUAUAAUAAUACUCAGUAAAUAAGACGAUAAAUGAGGGGAAUGUCACUAUCACAGCUAUCUCUAUACUUAUAAUAAAAGAACACUUGAUGAUGCACUUUUUUCAUAGGUUGUAAAACCAUUAUAUCAUAUAUGAGCUGCAGUUUGGCUACAAAAUGAGAAAUACUUGCGAAAAGCUGUUUUAUUAUUAUUUCUAAGUUGUUGACGUUAUAUUUUUAACAAUGAAUCCUGCACGGCCGUCGAUCGGAUAUAAUAUAUGAUGUACGCGGACCGGAAACAAUCGCAUCGUUAUAGUAAACAAUAAUAAUAUAUUAUUGUACUAUGCCACACACUACCGCCGGAAACGCAUCUAUCUGUAUAUCCAAUACCGUAUCUAACCAUAUUGGUUUACUAUUAUUGUUUUAUAGUUUUUCGCGGCUAAACACAACACGUAAUUAAAUAAGACCUAUAAUUAUUGGCUUAAAACAAAAUAUUAUUGUGUAUUUUUAUCGAUUUUUAGACGUUUACUAGAAUUUGCUGAAAUAAUAUUUAUUACAUAAGAUAAAAAAAAAAUGUUUUUAAAUAUAUUUCGUUCACAGUAAAUGUAGUUAUACAAUAUGGUAUUUGUAUCAUAAUUGUGAAGUUACUAUACUUAAUAUUAAAAUAAUUCUGUUCGCUACAGGGUAAUCUAAAAAUAGUGUCCAAUUUUUCUUCCUAUUGGAUACUUAAAUGUUUUCACGUUAUAAGUAAUUAUAAUUUAUUAUAAAUAUUAAAAUCGAACAAAUGAUUGUUUAAUACCUAAUUUUUCGACUUAAGUUCUACUAAUUUAUUUGUUUCUAUCGUAUUUACUGGUAUUUCGUUAUUAUUAUUGUUAUUUACUUAUAUUCAAUGACAAUACUAAUAAUUAUUAGAUAAUAGUGGUUUUUUUUUUUAAACCGUUUAAAUACAUUUAUUAUAAUAGUAAAUAAGCUAAUAGUUCAUACUUCUAAUGGCCUACAUUAAUAGGUUUCAAUUGUUUUAGUUGUUUUUCUUAUUGAUACUUGUUUCUUCUUUGAUACGUUUUACAAUUUUUACUUCAACUUGUGAAGAUCAAAAAAAAAGGUACAUAGAUACUGUUAUACAUAAUGUUUUUGAUAGUUCAUAUAUCGACCUAUAGAGUAUAGGUACAAUAUUUUUAUUAUUAUUCAUACAUAAAUUCGUUGAUCAAUUAAAAGAAAAAAUAAACCAUUUUAUAUAUUAUGUUAUCUUUAGUUGUUUACAUGAAACACAUAUCAAAAAUAAAACGCAGGUAAUGUGUAUUUUCAAUAGAUCCAAAACACAAUAUAUUUUAUGUAGUUAUGCAAUUAUUAAUUUAAUAGCAAUGUAUUUAUUUCAUGAUAAAUCAAAAUAUGCAAAACAAUACAAUUUGAUUUGAUUCAAUAAAAUUGUAUUAUUUUAUCUCUACAGUUUAAAUUAUAACGAUAUUAAAUUUACGAAAUAUCUUUAAUUAUCUAUAUCAAAACUAUUAUCGAAAUCGAACGAAACUACAACAACUAACAAUAUAUUUAAUUUACAAUACGAGUUAUUGUAGUAAUUAACGUCCGAUAAAUUUGUGUUUAUACGAAUUAAUGUAUAGUUUAAAAACAAAUUAAUGUCCAACUUAAUUUAUUGUUUACUUUGCCCAAUUCCUAUGUAUAACUAUUAACUAAAUGUCUAAGUAAUAAAGAAGUAUUAAAAUGACAUUGUGUUCGUUUAAAUAUAUAUAAUUACUAAUUCCAAACGCUAUAUUAAAAUAAAUAUAUUAAAUUAUUAUAUAUAAUAUUAUUAUGUUCUAUAUAACAGUGUUUCCCAACCUAGAGGGCGUGUACACAUUUCUGAGGAGGCACAAGCUGUCGUCAAAAAGUAAAAUAUGUAUUUAUUUAAUUAUAUAUUCAAUUUAUAGGAGGAGCAAGACUUAAGUCUCUAAAAAGGGCGUAGGAUAGAAGAGGUUGGGAACCACUGUUCUAUAAAUUCGUUUGUAAAAUAUUAUUAUUACAUAUUUAUAUCGGAAUAUGUAAAAUGUUCAUGUAGACUAUUGUUGCCUGUUGGAACUCUGUAUUAUAUUCAAUGAAAAUAAGUUGUGGUUGAAUUGAUAGUCGUCCAAUCAUAUUUUAUUAUUUAUAAUAAAUACUAUUUAAUUUAGUUUCUGAUUUAAUUGGUGUUUAAUUCGUUUAUUUAGCAAAUUUAGACACAACUUAUUUUUGAUGAUAUUUAUUUUGAAUUUUAAAAUUUAUCAUGAUAUAAAUUUAUUGUACCUAUAAUUAUAAUUAUUAUUAUUAUUAUUAUAUAUGCAUAAUGUACCUAUGCCUUUUGAAUAUGUGAUGUUCUAUUAUAUUUCGAUGAAAUUCAUUGUAAUUUAUUGUAAAUAAAAAUUAUCCCAUUACAAUUGGUAAUUUUCUAACAAUUAAUGAAUAUAUAAUUAUUAUAAAUUUUUGUUUGAAGAUUAAAAAUUCUAAUUUAAUUUUAAUUUUAAUAAUUAUGAAGACUUGAUUAUAAUACAUUUUAUAGUCUUGUAUGACCAUACUGGUCAAUGAUCAUUCGUCCGAAAAAUCAUCCAAUAUAAGAUAGACUCGACAAUUAUAUAA